CGAACUGUCACGUGUGGGGGAUCGUCUGCCAUUUCUAGGCGCGGAGCGGAACGCACACUCCGCGCCGGCAGGCCCGGUGCAACCGGCCGCCUCCGUUUACACCGGUCGCCUCCGUUACACCGGCGCUGCCUCGCACUGCGGAGCCGACGGUGCCAAUAUUGCCAGAUCGCCGCCUCCCCGCCACUUCCCGCUGCAUCCUCUCCCCGCUGUUUCGAAGGGGAGAGUACAUGUCAGACGGUCCCUUAGCGCCCUCUGCGCGGGGCGGUGACGCGGCGCGGCUGGAGGACUACGUGUCCCGUCGUGCACCGCGGCGGAGCGGCGGGCUGGGGGUCGGAGGUCGGAGGGCACAGGGACCCGCUGAGGGGAGGGGGGGGUCGCUCAUCUCUGGGACCCCCCGGGAUGGCUCCGGUUAAAAUCAGCCACGUCGUCUCCUUCUCCUCGCAGGACCCCAAGUACCCGGCGGAGAACCUGCUGUGCCAGGACGACCCCCAGCCCUGGCUCAGCUGCCCCCGGGACCGCAGUGGGGAGCUGAGAGCGGAGCUGCAGCUGGAGAGAGCCAGCGCCAUCGGCUACGUGGAUGUCGGUCUGUGCGUCCAUGGGUCCGUCCCCCCACCCCAGGAUGGGCUCGGACCCCCCCCACCCCCCAACCUCGCCUCCCCUCUUUCUUUUAACGCAGGGAACUGCGGCUGCGCUUUCCUCCAGAUCGAGGUGGGACGUUCCUCGUGGCCCCUUGACCGGCCCUACCUCACCCUGGUGCCCAGCGUCGCGCUGAUGACACCGGCGGACUCCAAACUGGGCCGGAACCGCUGCGGGGUCCGGAUGUUUAAGGAAGAUUUCCUGGCGCUGGCGGCGGGGCAGAAGUGGGAUCGCCUGCGGCUCACCUGCAGCCAGCCCUUCAGCAAGCACGGCCAGUUCGGGCUCUCCUUCCUCCGCGUGCGCACGCCGCUGGACCCCCAGUCCUCCCAGUCCCCCCAGCAAAGCCUCGAGGACGCUGAGCCCACGGACGGCGCCUGGCGCUCCAGCCCUGCCUUUUACCGGACUUUUUUUCCCGAACCGCGCUCGAGCUCGAGGGAGGAAGAGGAGCUGAAGAGCCGCCUGCUGCAGCUGGAACCCAGUGCCUGGAGCCCGGCCCACCUCAGCCGCCCGGCCCGCAUGGUGCUGUCGGCGGCGCGGAGCCGGGCGCUGCGCCCCAAAACCGCCACGGCCGCCCCGGGGGGUCACCCGGAGCUGCCGGGUGAGCCAGAGCCGCCGGCGUUGGGACCCGCGCAGGAUGUCCCCGCAGCCCCUCCCCGAGCCCGCCGGCCGCCCAACAGCAGGCAGAGCGCUCCCGGCCCCACGGGCAGGUCUGUGCCAGCCGCCUCCAAGCACUCCGGCUCUGGAGGGAGAACCCGAGCCUGCAGCCAGCGCCAGAGACGGGCCAGGAGCGGUGACAGCGCUCGCAAGGGGACGGGCGUCUGCCCCAUCUGCUUAGGCCGCUUCAGCCUGGAUCUCCUCCCUGUGCACGCCUCCAGCUGCGGGGAGGAAGACCCCGCCGCAGCUCGGCCUUCCUCCCUGGGCGCCUGGGUGUCCUGCCCCAUCUGCGAGCUGCCCUUCACCGCGGCGGAGGUGGAGCAGCACGCCAGCACCUGCGGGGAGGAGGGGGGGAGCCCGGGUCCCCCCUCCCCAUCCUCAUCUUCAUCCUCCUCAUCCUCCCGCCUGGGGUAAGGCUGCGAGGGCAGCAGCGGGGGGACACACGAGCCCCGUGGCAGGGGCUGGAAGCUGCCACGCUGGCAGAGGCAUCAUGGACCUCAGUUAAUUGGGGGGGGGGGAGGGAGAAACCCCUUCCCUCCCCCGCGGCUGGGCUGAGGGGGGAGGGGUGUGUGGGGACACCCCAGGGGUGGGGAAAUGCUGUAAUGAUGAGAGGUGCUGCUGGAGAAUAAAUUAAAGAUGAAAAAAAGAAAAAUCCCCUGGGGG
This is a messenger RNA of Tyto alba (common barn owl), 1953 nucleotides long. RefSeq names its product short transient receptor potential channel 2 (gene XNDC1N). The record is from RefSeq and is a predicted model, not a curated record. Lineage: Eukaryota; Metazoa; Chordata; Aves; Strigiformes; Tytonidae. Gene Ontology annotation, molecular function: damaged DNA binding. Gene Ontology annotation, biological process: single strand break repair; base-excision repair. Gene Ontology annotation, cellular component: nucleus. The transcript is spliced from 9 exons. Bases 400 to 1704 code for a protein of 434 amino acids.